This is a messenger RNA of Folsomia candida, 685 nucleotides long. RefSeq names its product zinc finger BED domain-containing protein RICESLEEPER 3-like. The record is from RefSeq and is a predicted model, not a curated record. The transcript has 2 exons. Gene Ontology annotation, molecular function: protein dimerization activity. Bases 323 to 685 code for a protein of 120 amino acids. Lineage: Eukaryota; Metazoa; Arthropoda; Collembola; Entomobryomorpha; Isotomidae.
CUUAUCUCUGUGGCGAUAAGUAUCCAACUAUACAGUAUUUAAUCCCAGUCUACAACUAUCUGCUAGAAAACAUUGCAGAGUUCAACAAGUCGACCAACCAAGCUGCUGAAUUUCAGUCCGCCGUCAUGAUAAAAUCGCCCAGUACAACAACCUAACAGGACAGAGUACUCCUCUUAACGAAAUAUAUGGAUGUGCAAUUAUUUUGGACCCUACUCUGAAAGGAUCCUUCUUUAAAGAUAAGAAUUGGACACAAGGUAGCAUAGAUGCGGUACAGGAGAAGACACAGCAGGUCUUUACAAAUUAUGCCAUCAGCCCCGUAGAAAUGUCUCCUGAAAAGGUACCUACACAAGAAUGCAGCACUUCCUUAGUAGCCCAGCUUUACAAAAAACGCAAACUAGAUGAGCGAAGCGAAUUUGACCGCUAUAUGGCUCUUCCUGUGAUUGCACAUGAAAAUAAUGGCGUGCCGUGCAAUCGACUAGAAUGGUGGAAGGCCAAUGAAUCUCAAUUCCCAGGACUGGCCAAAAUGUCUCGUGACUAUUUAGCAACACCAGCGACCAGUGCCCCUUCCGAGCGUGCAUUUUCCAGCGCCAAACUUUUGAUUGGAAAUCGAUAUAAACUUUCCUCUGGAACAAUUAGUGAAUGCAUGUGCUUAAAAUCAUGGGCAAAGUCAAAAAUUCUUGACUAA